Glossina fuscipes is the source of this 3915-nucleotide messenger RNA. RefSeq names its product sex-determining region Y protein. NCBI's taxonomy places the organism in Eukaryota, Metazoa, Arthropoda, Insecta, Diptera, Glossinidae. The transcript has 4 exons. The coding region runs from base 159 to 1739 and encodes 526 amino acids. The record is from RefSeq and is a predicted model, not a curated record.
AGACAAAGGAACGAAUAAAAGUUAUCUAAACAAAAGGUUAAACUAUAUAAUACAUUUUUUUUCGUAAAUGAAAUUCAUAUUGAACAACUAAUGCAAAUUAAACGAAAUGUAGAACCGUAGAUGACAGAAAUCACAAAACGCAAACAGAAAUAAACAUAAUGGAAUUACAUUCUUAUGCCAAACGUAGAGGUUCGAAGAAGUGGACAAUAGAACAAAAGCGGAAAUUGGUUCAAGCGCGCAUUGAAUAUGAUAGUUGGUUUAGUAAUAAACCUAAUAACAGUGUAUUGCCAUGGAAACAAAUUCUUAGUGUGGCAAAAUUGGAGGAUUUCAAUGUAUUCUUUGUACGAAAGCAGUGGUCCAAUAUGGUAGCCAAGUAUAAGCAGUACAAGGAACUAUUAUACCUAACGCAAGUGCGUUUAGGCAAUGCCAAUACUAAAUCAAUUGACGCUAAGAUGUUGCAGUGCAUCAAUGACGCAUGGGAGUUCUUUGAACCAAUUCACGUAUUUAUGACACGUAAAACAACAAAUCUACAUUCGUAUGCCUUAAUACAAAGAGAUAGUAAUGAAUAUGACGACGUGAGCGAAGAAGAUGAAGGAAACAAUCAUGGAGCAGAGGAAAUAGAGGUGGAAGAUGAAACAUCUGUUGCCAUAGACUUUAAACAGCAGCACAAAAUAAUGGAUAACCAUGAAGUAGAAAUUCAUACAAAGGAGAAUGUACCAAAGAAUACCGAGUUUUUGCAAGUUUCUACACCGACUUCGAACACAUUUAGCAGCGUUAGUAAGGAAAGUUAUGUAAUGGCUAAAAAUUUUCAGUCAGCAACCGCACUAAAUCAGGACAGUGCAACAUUUUCAGUACGAAAUACAGAUCAUGACUUUUAUUCAAAACGCUCAAUGGAAAUGCAUUACGGCCAACAAAUGGGUGAGCAGCAGCAACAGUUAAAAGACAAUUAUCAACAAAAACAACAUCAAAGAAAGCUUGAGCAGCAACAAUCAGGUUAUGACUACCAACAAAAUUUGCAGGAAAAGUGUUAUGGUCAUUUGCAAAAACAAGGACAUCGAAAAGACCAUGAAUUUAACGAAGAUCAUCAUAUGAAUGAUAAUAAUAUACAGCAACAACAACAUCAUCAUUUAAGCUUUGAUGACCAUACUGAGACGCAACAAGAGCAACAACAUCGCCAACAACUAAGGUAUACACCCGAUGUUGAUCAAAAUACUCAGGAAUCAAUGAUGAUUGAUAUGUUCAAUAACCAAUUCCCCCAACAAUCACAACAACACUUGGGAAGUAUUUUAUCAACGCAAUUAAUGGAUAAUAUAAAAACUGAAAUGUUGUCAUUAGAGCCGUCAGCAAUUAAGAAAGAGCCGUCGGUAUCUCCGAUCAAUAUGGAGCAUGAAUUAACCUUAAUAAAUCAAGAAAAUCCUGGUAGUAGAGCUAGUGGCGCCACCGAAGAAGUUCCUUCAACACACGCUUCAAAACGAUCACAUACCCAGCAAAGUGAACGUGAUAAAUAUUAUCGUCAUAAACGCCAUUUUAGUCGCCGUUUGGAGAAACGUUUCGAUGCCUUAUUGCAGGUAGUUGGACAAAUAGUUAAAGCCGAAUAUCCCAACAUAGAUGUUAGCCCCUUAGUGAGCGUUGUCUCGUCAACAGCUACAGAAUUAAUUAACAGCGAUAGCGACGAACAAUCAAGUAACAAUGACGUGGACGAUAACAACUGUAAUUUAAAUAAUUCUAAUGAAAUAUAGAUUAGAAUUAUAAUGAUUGGUACUUAAGUGAGAGAAACCAUAUGUAAACAAGAAAGAAUUAAAAAAUCACUGAACAUAUGUAUUAAAAAAUAUUAAAUUGCGUUACGAGAAGACAACAAAUAAAUUAAAGGAAUGCGUAAUCAUCUUCCAAAGUACCCUAAUAUACAUUCAAAUUUUUAUGAUCUUUUCAUUUAAACGAUACUAUCUAUAUACGUCUGCCUGCAGAAUUGAAAGAAGGAAAAGAAAUCAAUUUAUUUAAGUAUAACUAAAAGAAAAAACGAUACAAACGUGUAAUUAUAUGUUUAGCAAAAAAAAAAAAACUUUUUAAGGUGUAAUAAUACAAUUUAUAUAGUGCAUAAGGUAUGUAUGAAGAAUAUGCGAAACAUUUGAGAUAGGAAAUCAACGAAAAUACAAACGCUACACUAAGGCAUGCUUGUCCAAUUGUUGGUUGCGACUAAUUAAUAGCAAAACUUUGUAAUGUUUCCCGAAAUUUUAUACGAAAAUCAUUGCGCCAUCAUUGACAAUAUCGAUAUUUUCAUAAAAAUGUUAAAUGUACCAGUUACUGAGAGGUAUUUUAUAACGAAAAGCAAGACAAUAAUUACAAGAGAAAUAUUGUGUUCAAGUGUUUGCUUAAAUAAUUUAUAUCAUUAGCUACACUUUUCUUUCCUCUUUCAGGCAAAUUGGCGGCUGGAGGUAUAUCCUUUCUCUUAUCUGAAAGAUGACGGUGCCAUCUAUCUGAAUUAAAGAUAACAUUAAAGUAUAAAACUUGAUGAAUACGGUGAGUUUAAUAUGUACUUGCAUUCCAAGAUCAAAUCAUAAAUUGGGGAUUUUUACACCCACCAAUGAAAAUCGGACGCGUUCUAGGAUUAUAUGCGAUUCUCUAUCUUUGCUUAUAGCACUCAGAAGUAACCGAGAUAUAAUAAAGUAUAUACGUCCAUGGUGAAUAAGCAAUUUCAUCGUUUGUACAAAUGUGAUACAUACAAAUGCAUAUUUAAAUACAUAGCUUAUAUUUUAAAAAGGGCGUGAUUCAUCUAAAAAAAAAAAAACAAAAAACAAUAAACAAACAAAAACACUUACAAUUGAGAAAAAUCUCUAAUAAUGAGAAUUUUAAAAGGUUGUCGUUAAUAAUGUACAACCCAUUAAUCAUAAACAAUCUAAAAUCCCAUACAAAUACUUUUUGACUGGCUUAGAUGAAAUGAAAAAAGAUUUCUAAUACAUAUUUAUAUAAAAGCGUUUAAAUUGGUGGGUACAAAAGUUUCUUUUCAAUGCAAUUAUUAUUUUUUAAUUCAAUUCUUUUUCUUCUUCUUCUUCAUUUUGCUUGAUUUAGGCUAUUUGUUGACAAUAGCGCUCAUAUCAAAGACUCGAGAAAGCGUAAAUCAUCAGUUUCAUCCUAAGGCGAUUUGAUCUUGCAGUCAAUCAAUUUUGUGAUUUAUUUUAACUUAGUCACAAUACAAUGCCUCGAGGUUUACCGAAAAUGUUCAAAUUUCUUAUUCAUUUUGUCAAACCGACAUAUGGCCAACUCGGUCAAAGUACUAAAGCCUUAAUACGAGACAAAUAGAGAAGGCUUCCCUUCUUUUCAGAAGCAAAAAAAAAAAAAGAAAAAGUUGCAGGUUUUUUGCUUAUCACUCUUAAAAUACAACAAAUGCAACGAUGAAAAUAUCAUCAAAUUCUAUGAGUGAUGAUCGUGAAUACGGAUAUUGCGCUUGUCCAACAUUAUACAAUACCGAAAUUUUUGUUAAGAUAAAUGUCGUGGACGUAAAAGGUUCGAUUGCAGCCGAGUUAGAGCUCGAGAGUUUUCUUCAAGUUGAUGGGAAGAAACAACUACUAAGGUCUAUUGUGAAGGUUUCAUGUUUCUUAAUGUAUCUGAAUUUUAGAAUCUUAAUAUGGACAUAAGCACGCAGGAUAUACGACCGGCAUUUUCUAUUGAAAAAAACUGAUACACUUAAUAUUUCUGAAACUUCGCGUUUAAUAGGUUUCAAGCGUGUGUGCAAGGCGGCUGUCCAACUAUUAAUGGUAUAUUGGACAAGACUGCGCUUAAGCGCAACACCGCGUAAGAAACUUUACAAAGUAAUAUAAAAUAACGCAAGCGCAGCAGCAACAAUAAUGAGUUAGUGAUUUUGAACGAGUCGACGAUUGAUAGGGAAAAGAUUUGGAUUUUCAAAUCAUUUCUUCUUUU